UAUAUCUGAUUAUGAUGAAAAUUGUAAUAUGGAAUUAUUUGAAUUAUUUGAAAAUUAUGAAAAACAUUUAAUUCUGGUUAAAUAUGGCAACUAUAAACCUGAAAAGAAAGUUACAGUUGGUGAUAUUAAACAACUUAAAAGCAUAUUUUCCGAUUAUUUACCAAAUAGUAUAGGAAUUUUGGUAACACUAGCAUGA
Messenger RNA from Cetraspora pellucida, 196 nucleotides. Lineage: Eukaryota; Fungi; Glomeromycota; Glomeromycetes; Diversisporales; Gigasporaceae. The record is from the annotation of a GenBank genome assembly.